Messenger RNA from Merops nubicus (carmine bee-eater), 434 nucleotides. It is a transcript of the gene RPS13, whose product is annotated as ribosomal protein S13. The record is from RefSeq and is a predicted model, not a curated record. The annotation marks the transcript as partial. Gene Ontology annotation, biological process: translation. The transcript is spliced from 4 exons. NCBI's taxonomy places the organism in Eukaryota, Metazoa, Chordata, Aves, Coraciiformes, Meropidae. Gene Ontology annotation, molecular function: structural constituent of ribosome; small ribosomal subunit rRNA binding. Gene Ontology annotation, cellular component: cytosolic small ribosomal subunit; ribosome; nucleolus.
UGGCUGAAACUUACUUCUGAUGAUGUGAAGGAGCAGAUCUACAAGCUGGCCAAGAAGGGGCUGACCCCCUCGCAGAUCGGUGUGAUCCUGAGGGAUUCCCAUGGUGUUGCCCAGGUUCGCUUUGUAACUGGCAACAAAAUUUUGAGAAUCCUUAAAUCGAAGGGACUGGCGCCAGACCUUCCAGAGGAUCUGUAUCACUUGAUUAAGAAAGCUGUUGCUGUUCGCAAGCACCUGGAGAGAAACAGAAAGGACAAAGACGCCAAGUUCCGCCUGAUCCUGAUUGAGAGCAGAAUCCACAGGCUGGCUCGCUACUACAAAACCAAGAGAGUGCUGCCACCCAACUGGAAGUAUGAAUCAUCGACAGCUUCUGCCCUGGUCGCAUAAGAGCUGGCUUUGGCUUACUGAAAGAAUAAAUGUUCAUUUGACUGAGUUUG